AUGGAAGAGCACUUAAAGUUGAUGGAGGAGAGUGACAGUGAUGAUGAAAAAGCUAAAAAGAAAAAGAAGAAAGCUAAGAAACCUGUCAGUAGUGAUGAUGAAGAAGUUCCAGUGAUAAAGAGAAAGGUAAAAGAAAUUCCAGCUUUCAAAGUUGAUGUAGAAGCUGAUGCACAAAAGAUUCCGCCGACAUAUGUUCUGCACUUCUGCCGUGCCGUCUGCGAUUGUACUCUGCCACAGCCAAAGACUUUUGGGGCCAAGGAAUUCAUGGGAAAGACGAAAACUAUUCAUUCUUUUUUCAAAAGAAAGGAUGACGAACAAGAGAGUAAACGUCAAAAAACUUCAACUAGUGAGCCUGAAGAGCAUGAAGCGCCACCACCACCACAAUCAAACACAAUUCCAAACGAAGCUCCACCACCACAAUCAAACUCAAAUGAAGCUCCACAACCACAAUCCGACACUAAUGAAGUGGAUGUUAAUCUUAUAGAAAGAGAUCCCGGUAAACGAAAACCAAUGUGGGAACAUCCGGUUAAUUUAAGAGAACAAGUAAGGCGUGCUUAUCUUUCUUUUGGACCUUACCAAAUAGAACUUGCAGAAUAUAAAGUUAAUGGUACAAAGAAGCAAGCUCGUAGGUUCCGAUAUCCUUGGUUCAAACUUUACCCUAAUUGGUUAGAGUAUUCUCCAACAACACAUUCGGCUUAUUGCUUUCUAUAUUAUCUUUUUUGUGACAAACCAAAUAUGAGCCAUGGUCAUGAUACAUUUACAGUUAAAGGGUUUGAGAAUUGGAAUAAAGUUUGUGGGAAACAAUGUGCAUUCAUGAAGCACAUUAAAACUUCAAAUCAUAGAGACGCCCUUUUAUUCAGUCAAAACUUAUUGAACCAAGAAGCACACGUUGAUAAUUCCAUAUCGAAGCCAAAUAAGGAGAUAAUUAUGAAGAACCGUUUACGAUUAAAGACUAUUGUUGAUGUAGUUCGUUGGUUGACAUACCAAGCCUGUGCUUUACGAGGACAUGAUGAAUCUGCUAGUUCUAAAAAUCGAGGUAAUUUUCUGGAAUUGCUAACGCUUCUUGCUUCUUAUAAUGAUGAAGUUUCAAAGGUUAUACUAGAGAAUGCUCCUUAUAAUGCAAAGUAUACUUCUGGAGAUAUUCAAAAAGAAAUUCUUAGUAUUAUUGCAAAUAAAAUUCGAAAGCAUAUUCGUAGUGAAGUGGGGGAUUCGGCCUUUUGUGUCAUGGUUGAUGAGUCACGAGAUGAGUUAAAGAAAGAGCAAAUGGCCAUAGUUGUGAGAUUUAUUGAUGAAGAAGGGAUGAUACAAGAAAGGUUCUUGGAUUUGGUUCAUGUUAGGGAUACUUUAUCAGCAACCCUAAAAACAAGUUUGUGGAAACAACUUUUGCAUUAUCAAUUUGAUGUUAGUAAAAUUCGUGGGCAAGGUUAUGACGGUGCUAGCAAUAUGAGAGGGAAAUGGAACGGAUUACAAGCACUUGUUCUUGAAGAAUGUCCUUACGCGUAUUACGUUCAUUGCUUUGCUCACAGGUUACAACUUGCCUUGGUUUGUGCUUCAAGGGAAGUUAUUCCAGUACACCAAUUCUUUACAUACUUAGUUGACAUAGUUAAUGUGGUUUGUGCUUCUAGUAAGCGGCAUGAUGAAUUACAAAAGGCAAAGGCAAGCGAGGUUGAAAAGUUAUUGGAACUGGGUGAAAUCAAUUCGGGGAAAGGACAGAAUCAACUUGGGACAUUAAGAAGAGCUGGUGAUACUCGUUGGGGGUCUCACUAUAACUCCGUUUGUAGUUUGAUUAAGAUGUUUGAUGCCACUCGUGUUGUUCUCGCAGGAAUAAUCGAUGACGUAGCUCAUACUACUUUUGCUCAACGUGGAGAUGCUGAAGGAGCUUGGCGUAACAUGCAAUCAUUUGAAUUUGUCUUUAUUCUUCACUUGAUAGAGAAAGUAAUGAGAAAAACCGAAAUACUUUCUCAAGCAUUACAAAGUAAAUCCCAAGAUAUUCUGAAUGCCAUGGAAUUAGUCUCGGCAACAAAGAUAACUCUAAAUAAUUACAGAAACGAUGGAUGA
Molecule: messenger RNA, 2058 nt
Organism: Helianthus annuus (common sunflower)
Lineage: Eukaryota; Viridiplantae; Streptophyta; Magnoliopsida; Asterales; Asteraceae
Product: zinc finger MYM-type protein 1-like
Exons: 4
Coding region: 1-2058 (685 amino acids)
Source: RefSeq, a predicted model, not a curated record